AUGCAAUUAUCAAAUUUUACAGCCAGGGCAGAUUUGCCAGAGCCAAAUUAUGUGAACCCAGCCACUCAAGGCAAUGGACUUCUGAUUGUGAACAUCGUCGGCAUCUGUCUGGCUUUUUUGGCUGUUUCUCUCCGUCUCUACACCCGUUACCGAAUUACCUGCACUCUUGGUUUUGAUGAUGCUCUCAUUGUUCUUGGAUUGGCUUUUGCUUUUGCAAUGGCUAUAGUGACAUCGGUCGCCACACAAGAUUGGGGCGCUAAUCGGCACAUCUGGGAUAUUCCUGUAGAUUGGCUACCCGUUGUGGCGCAGUUGAACUUAGUCUUCCAGAUUAUGUUCUCGUGGGCUUCAAGCCUGACCAAGAUAUCUCUGUUAUGGUUCUGCCGUCGUCUUGUCGGGGCUAGUAAGGGCAACUAUGUGGUGUUCAACCAUACACUCGCUGGGUUUAUGAUCCUUGUCUUCGUGCUUUGCGUGAUAUUCACAUUUUUGAGUAUAUUUCAAUGCUCACCAGUCAAGGCAUUAUGGGACGUUAACCCCACGUAUCCGUAUAAGUGUAUCGAGGAGGGCCAUAUCAUCUUCUCCGCCAGUGUGAUCAAUAUCUUUACCGAUUUUGUAUCAACUAUUCUCCCGAUGUCACUCAUAUGGAGUUUGAGACUUCCUACCCAUCAGAGACUUGUGGUCAUCUCUAUAUUCGGACUCGGAAUUCUUGUCAACGCUGCAGGUGUAGUGCGCACAAUCUAUGUAUGGAAGGCUUUCUUUGUCUCCAGCACCGACAGAACAUGGAUGGCAUGGAUAGUUCUGGUGUCUGCGUCAUUGGAAAUCAACUUGGGUCUGAUCUGCACCUCAGCACCAGCUUUGAGACCACUCGUUGUAGCAUUACUGCCUCAUCUACUCGAAUCCAACCCCACGUUCACCGAAUAUAAAAAUCCAAACCAGUCCCAGAACUUCUUGGUCUCAGCCGGCCUCUCUCGAAAUCGAUCAUUUAAAGUUUUUGGCAAUGACUACAGACAAGCCGGAUACGAGAGUGACCAUCUCGAGAUCAUGCGAACUGUUGAAUUGGAGACAAGAACUGAUCCAAUAAUUCCCUUCACCGUUACUGGAAAUAGUGAAUCUUUGAGUGACGAGCAAGGUGAUACAAAGCUGGGUCCCGUCUUCACUACUGGGAGUGAAAAAUCCCGUGGCUCACUAUUACGCAAUGAUGCUCCUCGUCAGUAG
This is a messenger RNA of Penicillium taxi, 1212 nucleotides long. RefSeq lists its product as uncharacterized. The record is from RefSeq and is a predicted model, not a curated record. The transcript is spliced from 3 exons. NCBI's taxonomy places the organism in Eukaryota, Fungi, Ascomycota, Eurotiomycetes, Eurotiales, Aspergillaceae. The coding region runs from base 1 to 1212 and encodes 403 amino acids.